This is a messenger RNA of Huiozyma naganishii CBS 8797, 591 nucleotides long. RefSeq names its product peptide alpha-N-acetyltransferase complex B subunit NAT3 (gene NAT3). The record is from RefSeq and is a predicted model, not a curated record. Gene Ontology annotation, biological process: N-terminal peptidyl-methionine acetylation. The transcript has a single exon. Lineage: Eukaryota; Fungi; Ascomycota; Saccharomycetes; Saccharomycetales; Saccharomycetaceae. Bases 1 to 591 code for a protein of 196 amino acids. Gene Ontology annotation, molecular function: protein-N-terminal amino-acid acetyltransferase activity. Gene Ontology annotation, cellular component: NatB complex.
AUGACGACCAUUGAACCGUUUGAGGCGACGGAUCUUUUGUAUUUGAACAAUGUGAAUCUGGAUGCGCUGACGGAGAACUUCCCGCUGGAGUUUUAUUUUGAGUACUUGAUUUUGUGGCCGGACCUGUUCUUCAAGAGUGUCGAGUCGACUGUAGACUGCAAGAUCAGCCGCGACAAUAUAUCCGGGUACAUGAUGGCGAAGACCGAGGGGAAGCAGCAAGAGUGGCACAGCCACAUCACGGCGGUCACAGUGGCUCCUGAAUUCCGCAGGAUCUCGCUCGCAUCACGGCUGUGCAACACUCUGGAGUCCAUCACAGACUCGAGUCCGCGGAACGUCAACUUCAUCGACCUGUUUGUCAAAUGUAACAACGCGCUCGCGGUAAGACUGUACGAGAAACUAGGGUACAGCGUCUACAGGAGAGUCGUAGGGUACUACAACGGACCCGAUGACCCGUACCCUGACAGCACCAAAACGAUCAGCGAUGAGAAGGACGCCUUCGACAUGCGCAAAAGCAUGGCCAGAGACAAGGGUAAAAGCACACGCAAGGAUGGCAGAUCGCAGAGGUGUCUACCACAGGACGUCAGGUUCUAA